ACAGAGCAUCAAUGAGCUUUAGUUGGAUCGCAACAUGCCAAGCGAAUGGGUAUUUCUGAUCAUCUGUCUGAUCCCAAUGGCCUCCGGGGGCACUACGGCACCAUCGCUGAGUGCCAGUCCCAUAGUCUUCGCCCGGAAUCUGUUCCGGGCCCUGAACGAUGAAGUUCCGCCCGUGAAUAUGAUGGUAUCUCCGGCUGGUGCCCGCAGUGCCAUGACCUUGGUGUUUAUGGGGGCCGGCGGGAAGAGUGCAGAUGAACUGCGCUCCAAAUUGAUAUUGGGUGUAUCAAAUAAAUCGGAAGUGGCCAAACAACAUGCGGAAUCCUGGACCGAUGAGUGCUCCUGUGCAAAAAAAGGAGUUGCGCUGCGAUUGGUCACACGAUUGUACGUCAAUGAAGAGGAGAAAAUCCGGACUGACUUUAAUGACAUGGCCUUGGAGUUCUUCAAUGCUGAGGCUUAUUCUCUUAACUACUUGAACCCGGAAGAUUCUGUCAAAAAAGUUAACAAGUGGCUAGAAAAACACACGUUUUACACUGUACGAAAUCUGUUUACGCCCGAGGUUUUCAAUUCCGAUUCCAGUGUAAUCCUUGUAAACUCACUGUUCUUCCGAGCCAAAUGGAACAAGAUAUUCCCCCAGCAACUUACCCAGAUCGAUGACUUCUGGAUAAAUCCUCGGCAGCGAAUGGAAGUUUCAAUGAUGAGGCAAAUUGGUCAGUUCCGCUAUGGGGAGUCCAAGAAACUAAAGUCACAGAUCCUGCAAUUGCCGUUUGAAAGAUCCAAUUUGACCAUGAUGAUUAUCUUACCAACUGCUAUUGAUGGCUUGCCCGAAUUGGAGGAAAAACUUGGUCAACUGGACAUGAACGAGGUAGCCGCCAAAAGUCUAAUGAAGGAAGUGGAUGUAACCAUUCCAAAAUUCAGGAUCGAGUGCACUGUUGAUCUUAAGGUUCCACUACAAAAGAUGGGUAUUAAUAGUGUUUUUGAUGCUGGACAAGCGGAUUUGAGCGAUCUUUUCGAAAUGAAAACACCACAAAAGAUUUCGGAGGCUAGACACAAAGUGUUUUUAAAUGUUACUGAAUUUGGGUGCGAAGUAGCACCAGAAGCAGAGGUCCAACCCGAAGUCCUUAAGAAGAAUCCCGAUCGCAAGUUCUUCAAGGCCGACCGCCCCUUUGUUUUUGCCAUACGCGACAGGAAAAACGUUUACUUCGUUGGCCAUUUCGUUAAGCCCUAAUUGCAUGUAUUUUAAUGAUGAUGGCCCACAGGCAAUCACGCCAAAAUGGGCAGUAUCCCAAUGAACUUGAAAUUAUUGCCAAACAAAUGUACACAAAGAAUUCGAAAUACAACAGUAGAGAACGCUAUAGUCGAUUUCCUCGACUAUCAGAUACCCGUUACUCAGCUAAUGGGAGUGCUUAGAAGAUAUUUAAAAAUUUUGAAAUUGAAAUAGGUAAGAUUUUGGUCAUGGACACCCCGGAAGACCUCGAGCUUCCAGAGAACUUAAAGUUCUUUGACCUCUCGUAAGGUAAUUGAAGAAAGGAGAAUUGGAAUUGCAAAUAUAGGUUUUGAGAUCAAGGCGUUCAUACGGACAGACAUCCUUCUGAUAAACGCACAUAGCCAGAUAGACUCGGCUAGUGAGUGAUCUUGAUUAAGACACAUUUCCAUUAUAGGGUUGGAAAUGUAUCCUUGUACCUGUUACAUACCAUUCGACGAAUCUAGUAUACCCUUUUACUCUACAAGUAGGGGGUAUAAAAGCAGCAGGCACAGGCUAACAUUUGUGUGGUGGGUAGAUUUUGGGGUGCAAAAUAAAUGGCAACAUGGACGUUGCGGACAGAUCAUUGCGAAAAUUCGCAGAUGGAAGUGGGUGGGGAAUGGAGAAUGGUGGAUCAGAAGGAAUACGGAAAAUGGGGGAAAGGCAACAAAGAAACGGCGGCUGCCCAAAACCAAAUGAAAAGUAGCUUGGAAAAUGUGAGCAGCUGAACAAGGUUUUUAAAUACUCUUUCACAUGUUGAUAUCCAAUAGAAAAAUGUAACAAUGCUAUGCUUUUAGCAUAGCAUGCCAUAGCAUUGUUGCAAUUAUAAAACCCAUUAUUACUCACCUUCACUUUUAGUUAAGUAAAGCGCAAUAUAAGAGAAAACAAAAAGGUGACACGCAUAGAAGAAUAUCUCUUAAGUGCAAUCCGAGCUUAAAGCGGCCCAGCAGGACUAAAAAGGACACCAGAAAUAUGUUUACCCCCCGUGAGAGUAGAGAAAAGUGGCAGUAAACGAGCAUCGCCGGGAUUCUUUUGCCGGCCAGGGAAGCCAACUUGUUAGCCAAUUUUAAAUACAACUGCUGCCACUGACAGUAAUCAAGAUUGCACGGCAAUGCCGUCGCGGCUACAACAAUGCCAAAUGCCAUUCCGGCCAGCAGAGGGCCAACAAUUGAAAAAUAAGUAAUUUCUCAACUGUAGUGAACUUCGCCGAAGAAUCGGUGGAGCAUCAGGAGGAGGAGGAGUAAAAGGAGGAGCAGUUGUGGGUGGAGCAGCAGCUGAAACAAGCAGCCAAAGUUCGAGCUGGAGCAUCGGAAUAGGAACAGGAAUCGGAAUCGGAAUCGGAAUCGCAGGAGAUGGAGUCGCUCGUCCGGUUGGGAAACGAAAACUUUGCCCGUCCAAUUCAUCGAUGAUUGUCGUGCAACGCGAUGCGAUUCUGGUUGUGAAUCUGUUUCUGAUUCUGAUGCUGAUUCUGAGUACGGCACCGUCGUCUGCCAUUGAUGACCAUUGGCGGGAGCAACAACAGCAACAGCCGGCGUGGCACAAAUGUUUAUCUUUCCCCCAAUUUUUGCCCCAAUGGAAGCGAAGUUGGAUCUGGAGCUGGAGCUCUUCCGUCAGCGCAGCGGAAGUGCAGCUGCACAAACUUUGGAAAGAUCAUGAGGGAAGUGCUGUUGGUAUCGAACUGUUUCUGGCCAUGUCAUCUCCGUCAAAUGCUAAUGCGAAAUGUCACCAUAAUCAAAUUACCGAAACUGGGCACAACGAAAUUAAUUCGAUUGCAGGCCAGGGCCAUGAAUAAUUACAAAUAAAUGUGGAAUUUCAUAUCGCCAAUACUUGGUCAGGACACGAACAUACACAAACACACACACACACACAAAUAG
Molecule: messenger RNA, 3114 nt
Organism: Drosophila melanogaster (fruit fly)
Lineage: Eukaryota; Metazoa; Arthropoda; Insecta; Diptera; Drosophilidae
Gene: Spn47C
Product: serpin 47C
Exons: 4
Coding region: 77-1225 (382 amino acids)
Cellular component (GO): extracellular region
Molecular function (GO): serine-type endopeptidase inhibitor activity
Source: RefSeq, marked reviewed